AUGGGAGCUCCCCUGGGGUUCUUUGUGAACAACACAAUCCUGGGACUGCUUAGCUACUUCGGGAUGCCUGUGAUUGUCUAUUAUGCCUACAAUGCGGCAUGCUUGCCCAUUGCGAUCUGGAUCUUCCACACAAAGCGGCCAAGAGAGGUCGUGGCUGUGAAAAGCAAAGGCAAGGGCUGCAAAGUCUUCUGGAACUCCCUGAAGUGCUGGCUGGACUGGGUGCCCAUCAUGAUUCCGUGGUUCGCCGCAAAGUUCAUUGGAAACUUCGUGCUGGAGGAUGGUUUUCCACUCCUCUUCAACACUUUCAACUGCCCGAAGGUUCCCAUCAUCGGUGGCCCUGAAAGCGAGGAUCACUUAAUCCCGUUCGACCUCUACACAUCUCUUAUCUGGUUUCCCUGUAUGGCUGCUGGCGACACAAUUAGCCGACGGGUGCCGCAGUACUUGGAUGUUACGUCCAAACGAAAAUGCUUUCUGUACUUGUCUCUUGGGAUUUUCCUCUCCGUGGCUGGGGAAGCCCUGGACUUCUUGCUGCUGGCUCUGGUCACGGCUCUCGCAGCCUUCAUUGCCAACUUCGGCAACGGCUUUAUCUAUGGCCUGUCUGCCAAGUUCAUCGACUGGGGCAUUGCGGAGGAACAUCGAUACGCAGCGUACAACCUGUGGUGCUUUGUGGGUGACGCUGGUGGAUAUGCUGGCCAGGGGCAGUUAUCGGUUUGGUUGGCUGACCAGGUCUGUGAAGGGCGGCACUUUACCUGGGUUUGUCAACUCGGACGUCUGCUGCUGUGA
This is a messenger RNA of Symbiodinium sp. CCMP2456, 783 nucleotides long. NCBI's taxonomy places the organism in Eukaryota, Dinophyceae, Suessiales, Symbiodiniaceae. The record is from the annotation of a GenBank genome assembly.